Darwinula stevensoni is the source of this 3837-nucleotide messenger RNA. NCBI's taxonomy places the organism in Eukaryota, Metazoa, Arthropoda, Ostracoda, Podocopida, Darwinulidae. The record is from the annotation of a GenBank genome assembly.
AUGACCGAUCCUCGGAGUUUCUUCCCUCGAAAACAUCAGUGCGGAUGCAAACCUGCAGAUCUUAUCGCCUUCUCCGCCCGAUCGGAAACAAACAAGGAAGGCUUUUGCAAAGGAUUGGGGUCAACCGUCUCCGAGGUCCGCUAUGCCCCGGGAAAGAAAAGACUUCCCUCGAACAAAACGAGGUCGUGUUUUGACCCGAGUUCCCUUAUCCGCGACCCCGAUCUGCCCCAGGUUCUACACAGAGAGAGCAAGCAGUGGCUGUUUGGAGAAUGGUGUGGACAUCAAGGAAAGUUCCCUUCAAAUUGUGUGUCUAAGUUGGAGGAAGCUCCAAAGUUGUCUGGAAGCCUGUCAUUAAUGAUUGCAAUUGAGACGUUUCGGGCUGAGCAGCCAGGGGAUCUGUCUUUCCAAAAAGGUGACCUGCUUGUUUAUGAGGAUAAGGUUGAUGAAAAUUGGGUCAGAGGACAUCAUCUUGGUGGUUCUAGUAAGGGUAUCCUUCCCUGGAAUCACGUCUGGAAGCUUCCUCCUCUUCAGAGAUCUCUGACCUCCAAUGUGAAUGAAGUAAUAAAGCAAGGAGUGAAGGCAUUGGUGACUAAAACUGUCACUGGUCAGCUGGCAGAUGAAUUAUCCUUGAAAGAAGGAGACCUAUUCAUCAUUCAUGAAGUGGUUCUAUAUGAUUUCCUGGGUGAAUAUCCUGGAGAGUUGAGCUGUAAGGCAGGAGAUAUUGUUAGUGUUAUCCAGCAUGUUGAUCAACAGUGGACAGAAUGUGACUUCAAUGGAUCAACUGGUCUUGUCCCCCGAGCUUUCUUGAACAUUGUUGUUGACUGUGAUCAAGAGGAAAAGGAAGUGAAUGAAGCACGAGUGACUCAAGACUUCUCUCCAUUGUAUGAUGGGAAUUUGGACUUGAAGAAGGGUGACAAUAUUUCCAUUUUGAGGCAACUUGGAGGCGAUUGGUGUGAAGUGCGAGACCCAAGAGGUCGAGUGGGAACCUUUCCUUUAUCCCAUCUUGAGGUUCCAAAUAUCAAGAUUUUGAGGAAUGGAACAAAAGGUCUAACCCCUCAUAAGGGUCAGAGUCCAAUGGUCCCUAAAAGGCAGUUUGAGAAAGAUGACUUCAAACCUAGAAGUCAGUCUGGCAGUUCUCUUGAGGAAGUGAUUGAUAAGAAUUUGAGUGGCCUUGAGAUAUCUCUCAAUGCUGUAAAAACACACUUAGGAAGUAACCGGAAUUCCUUGAACACUGCAAUUGACUGGAAGGAGGAAGCCAUCAGUGUUAAUUGUGACAAAUAUUCCAGAAAUGGAUUUUCAACCUACACUGAGACUGCAGCCAAAGUGGAGAAGCCUGGCAGACCCCCACCACCUGCUUUCACAAUGAGCCAACCUGCUAUUGUUCAAGUUUCAGUUGAGGAUCCUGUCAAUGGAAAACCUGAAGUGUUGGAAGAGCUGAUGGUCAUUGCCCCUGAUAGUGAUCUUGAAACUGAGGAAGAAGAUGAAGUACAAGAGCAAAUAGUUUACAGGGGAUCAUCCAAAAGUGGUAUUGUAAGGGCCUUGUCACCUUCACGACCAGCACCACCAAUCCCUCUGCCUUUGGAUGAACGUGAUGGUGAAUCAGUUGGUGGCACUCCAGAGAUGAGUUCUGUGCAAGUUUGCAAUGGGGGACCAAAGUCUCUUCAGAUUAAUGAUGCUCAAUUCUUGAAAGAAAUGGAGAGUCAGCGGCAGAAUGUGAUCUCAGAGCUUGUCAUAACAGAAAGAGAAUAUGUUAGAGAUUUGAAGGAGACCAUUGAAGUCUUCCAUGUAUAUGACCCAGAUUACUUGGCAUCUUUAGGCAUUGACUGUCCUGCUGUCUUCUCCAGCAUAUUUGAGGUGGUGAAAUGCAGUGAGAACUUCCUUGAUCGAAUCCAACUUGCCAUGAAAGGCAUUCCAGAGGAUGAACAGGUCAUUGGUUCCUGUUUCCUGGAGUUCCUCCCUGAAAUGCAUGAUGCAUAUGUUCCUUACUGCAUCAAUCAUGAUAAUGUUCCACCCUUAAUAGAAGAAUAUGAAAGAAUGCCAAAGGUGGGAGAUGUGAUCAAAGGUGGAGUAGAGAAAUUAAGGCAGAAGGGAAUUACAUGUUUUGACAUGGAAUCCAUGCUCAUUAAACCAGUGCAGAGAAUCCUCAAGUAUCCCCUUCUGCUCAACCAGAUUGCAAAAUAUACCCCAGAUGGUCACAAGGACAAACAGCCAGUUCUGGAGGCUUUGGCAGCAAUGACCAGCCUUGCUUCAACUAUCAAUGAGAUGAAACGCAGAAAGGAGAUAGUUGUCAAGUACAAGACCAUGCGAGCUGAAUCACUGACCAGCCGCAUCUCCAGGUUCAACAUGCAUUCAAUUGAAAAGAAAACUAAUAGAAUCUCCAGGCGACUGACAUCAUAUUUCUUUCCGGGGGCUCGAGAUAUACAAUUUGACACUGAAGAGCAGAGGUUCUUGGAUGUGGAGAGAACAAGCCAGGGAUUCCUGGCAAAUGUGGAGAGUUUCAUUUCCCAGCUCAAUUUAUCUCUCUCACUCCAGCUUGUUGUGGCUGAGGAUAUAGCUGAUUACUAUGCAGAGAGAAACAAACUGACUGAAGUUGACCGCUUUCGAGGUGUUCAGCAUCUCAUCCUCUCUCAAUUUUCUUCUGAUUUUGAUCGAAUAGUAACCAAUCAGGUGAUAGGACCUUUGGUUCAACUGUGUGAAAGCUUUGCUGGUCCCGUGCAUCUCAUCAGCAAGAGACGUGACAAGCUGUAUGAUUAUGAGUCUCUGGCUCAGAAGGUUGACAAGAACAAAGAUCCUGAGAAGAGUCGACAGGCAUGUGCAAUUUCUUUUCGUGUAGUUUUGAAAGAAGAUGCAAAGAAGGGGAAGCAGGAGUAUGAGGCUCUGAAUUCCCAACUCAUUGAAGAAUUACCAAUUCUUUGCAACUAUGCUGAGGAUAUUCUUCGACAUUGUGUAAAAGCAUUUCUUCAUGCUCGGAAGAAUCUUGCUGGGCGAAUCUUCAAGGAACUCCUCGAACUUACGGAGCUUCCACUGCUGCGGACUGGAUUGUCUGAUUAUUUGGAGUCAUUUGUCGUGAAGCACAAUCUUGUUUGCAGUCAGAUGGCAAGAUAUUCUUGCAUCCCAGAUUCCUUUGCUGGAAGUGGAGAAAAAAAGAGAAAGAGUUCCCCUCGGCCUUCCCGCUCCUCUUCAAAGAAACAACUAGCUCAGGAGUCACCUCCUCAACCGCAGUCCAUCUUAAGGAACUUCACUAAGGAGAAUGUGUACAAAGCCACUGAAGAUUAUUUCCCAGCGGAUGCUAUGGACUUAAAGAUGAAGAAAGGGCAGCUUGUAGGUGUCAUAAAGAAACAGGACCCAAUGGGUGGUACCUCACGAUGGUUUGUGAAUGAUGGAGCAACAAAGGGCUUUGUCCCAUCCAAGUUUCUGCAGGCAUAUGAAGAUGACAAUCCAAGAAGACCUCGAUCAAUGACUGAAUCCCAAGACUCUUCUCCACCUCCUUCUUAUAUGGAAGUCAUGGCUUCUUCUCAAGCUGCCACAUCACCUUAUCUUCAGCGACAUUCUAUGGAACCUCAGCCAAAUUCUCAGAAAGAGCAUAGCACUAGCUGUGAUGAAGUUCUGCUGGAACCAUCUACUCCAAAUGAGAAUUCCCAGAUAUUCGAGGCUCUGUAUCCAUAUGUAAAGAGUGGAGAUGUUGACAUGAGCAUGCAACCUGGUGAUAGGUUUCUCCUGAUCCCAGUGGCCAGAGCAACUGGUGCAGACAGCUGGUGGUAUAUGAAGAACCUGGAGACACAGGCAUUGGGUUACGUCCCUGCUUCCUAUCUUCGCCCUAUAGCACCAGCUGAUUGA